AUGACCAUAGUGGAAGUGAAGGUGGUUGGCGCCGUGUUUGAUGUUAUGACGGAGGAUAAGAUAAUCGGGCGAAGCGAUGCUGAGGGAAGAGCAAGGCUUCUAGCUUACGAGAGGUCAUUGAUUUUGAGGCCGAUUAAGACCAUACAAUCCAACAGAAGAUGGGCCCUAAGCCGACAGGGGUUGGACUUCUGGGCCCCGCUGGGCCAGCAGUCUAUUGGUAGAUAUAGCUUCAACAAUAAGAUCCACAUGAGUUCCGAGACUAGUCGAGCUGGUCAGUACGACGUGAUGGUCGCCAAACGCCGUGGUAAGGCUGUUGGAG
Messenger RNA from Perkinsus marinus ATCC 50983, 319 nucleotides. RefSeq lists its product as hypothetical. The record is from RefSeq and is a predicted model, not a curated record. NCBI's taxonomy places the organism in Eukaryota, Perkinsozoa, Perkinsida, Perkinsidae. The annotation marks the transcript as partial. The transcript has 2 exons.